UAUCACCUCCCAUGUGCCUGGAUCUGCAAGUUCAGACGCAUGGACUUGGCAAGCGAAAAUAUCCAGCCCUUUCUCGACUGGACUGUAGAAAUGGCGGCCACGCAGGGUAGCUCGCAGGUAUGCGACUUCAAACUCGCUUCGGACGUCAACAAGGAGGGCACCGCGUUGGGUCAUGCUCAUUCACACGAUGCUCAAUCCGGUCACUCCCAUACGCAUGCGCAGUCGGGUGCAGCGAAUGAGCAUGGGCACACGCACGAUGUCAUGGACCACCCAGGGAAGUUUCACCAGCGUGACAUGCCCGAUCACUCGAACAGAGACUGGAAUGAGCGGGCUUUCACCAUCGGCAUUGGCGGGCCCGUCGGCAGCGGAAAGACGGCGCUCCUGCUAGCACUCUGUCGAAAGCUGCGGGAAAAGUACAACAUUGGAGUUGUCACGAAUGACAUCUUCACUCGUGAAGAUCAAGAAUUCUUGAUCCGCAAUUCUGCGCUCCAACCCACUUCGAGAAUCCGGGCUAUCGAGAGUGGGGGAUGUCCACAUGCAGCUAUUCGGGUGCGUGCCAAGCUCAAACUGGCGACUGGCGGCGUCGGAAAGCCUGACGCAAUUUCUCUUCUGAGUGUACAGGAAGACAUCAGUGCGAAUCUCGAGGCGCUUGAGCAACUCCAAGCCGAAUUUGAGACACAACUGCUGUUCGUCGAGUCGGGUGGAGACAACCUGGCUGCUGCGUUCAGCGUGGAGCUGGCAGAUUUCCACGUGUACGUCAUCGACGUUGCCGGUGGCGACAAGGUGCCGCGCAAAGGCGGACCUGGGAUAUCGCAAUCGGACCUGCUGGUCAUCAACAAGAUCGAUAUUGCCCAGUACGUUGGCGCCUCCCUCGACGUCAUGCGGCGCGAUGCAGAUAAGAUGCGCGACAAUGGCCCAACGGUCUUUACGUCCGUCAAGCACGACGAAGGUGUCGAUGCUGUCGCAGAUAUGAUCUUGGCGGCUAGAAGCGCCGCAGGCGCAGACAAGGGCGGCAAGGCGCUGGGAGCAUAAUCCCGAAAGAGAAUAAUCGUGCGGCCGUCCCGAUGCAAGGCAUGUAGACAUGACCACUGUCCAUUUC
Tilletiaria anomala UBC 951 is the source of this 1099-nucleotide messenger RNA. RefSeq names its product urease accessory protein UreG. Bases 40 to 1032 code for a protein of 330 amino acids. The transcript is spliced from 4 exons. Gene Ontology annotation, molecular function: GTPase activity; nickel cation binding. Lineage: Eukaryota; Fungi; Basidiomycota; Exobasidiomycetes; Georgefischeriales; Tilletiariaceae. The record is from RefSeq and is a predicted model, not a curated record.